UAUUUUUGUGUGGGGGGGGGGCGGCGGAGAGGAAACCUCCUCACUUCGGCGGAGGGAUUCCUACCGGAGACUUGUCCGAGGCCGAUUUGUAAGGAAGAAGUUCUGGCGCGCAGUUCGUUUGUCGCUCGAGUGAAAGGAAGCGGCGGGAGCUGCUGCACAUUUGCGGGAGUAGCCCGGGAGAACCGGCGAUGGGCUCCCGGCAGAGGCAGGAGUCGCUCCUUCGGUUCCACAGCCUCCUCCUGCGAGUAUAUGAGGAAGGAAAAAAGAAUAUCAACCAAGGACCACUUACCUUUGAGGCUGAUGUGCAAGUCUAUUUGAUUCAGGAAGGAUGUAUAAAUCCCUUGGAGAGCUUCUGGGACAGGAGUGAUACAAUGUUCAUUAUGGAGAAAGUAAGACCUUGCGAAGAAAUGCAAGAACUGGAAGAGGAGCAGAUAGGUGACCCUUCUAUUUCUAGGACUUUCCCGAAAGAGAAUUCUUCAGCACUUGCUUUACCCCUUCCAAGAGCAAGGCAGUUGAUUUCAUUCUACACAAUGUCUCAAAAUCCAAAUAUGCCCCACCCCAACAUAAACGAGUCAGCACCGCUUCCUCCACUGUGGGUGCGAUGUGAUUACUCCGACCCCAAACAAACUGUCUGGCUAGGAGCUAAACCUUUCUGCACUGGAAACAAGAUUACGGGGAUCCAUUUGUACACAGUUACCUGCAAUGGUCCAAUAUCAAAUAAAAAUUAUUCAGCAGACUUGCAAGAGCUAAAAGAUACUCACAGAAUGAGGAAUCACUCUUCUGACUUGACAAUAAAGGGUUUUGCACGUUACAAGUUCCUUGAAACCACUUCAUUAGACUCUCUCUCACUGGAGGACACCCUUAUUCCGUUGGAGAGAAAUAUAUUCGCUGAUUUUACUUGGAACUCUGUAAAGAAGAUGGUGGAGGCCCCUCCCCUGACUUCUACUGCCACACUGAAGAUUCAGAUGGCAUCUGGGAGCCCCUUGAGUUCUGUGUAUGAACUGAAUAGGGAACUGCAGUUCCUUCUUAGUUUGGCUGAGAGCUUGAAGACUGGCAUGGCUGACUGGCCUAAACUUGUGGGGGGAAAAUCAGCUGUUGAACUAGUACAGAAACUUUUGAAAGAUUUAAAGGACAUGAUGGACGGUUUGAAGAUGCCAAACAGUAGUGAUGCUGAGGAUGACACUGCUGGAGUUUAUGGCACCAUGAAAACACAUUUUAGCAGGAGAAGAGACAUUGAUUUUGUUGAGCAGUUCUGGUGUAAAAUAUGGAAGAAUGUUACUUCAUAUGAAGAAUUGGUGAAGUGUUUCACGUUGAUAAUGAAAGCUCUCCAGCAUGGUGAAUUGAAGACCUGGGUUCAUCAAGGAAGUAACAGCUUACUGAGCAAACUGAUUAAGCAAUCUUAUAAUGGAAGCACAGAAUCAGUUUCUCUUAGUGGAGAUACUCCAAUUCAAAUGCUUCUAGAAAUUGGUGUGGAUAAGAUGAAGAGAGAUUAUGUUAGCUAUUUUGUAGGCAAGGAAUUUGCAACCCGUACUCACUUGGAUUACUUCAUGUCAACUUCAGUAGAUCUGCAGGAGCAGGUUCAGCGCAUCCAGAAACUCCACCAUAUGCUAGAGAUCGUGGACAAUUGUGUAGAACUUCUUAAACUUGAGCAAGAGAACCUCAUCUUCUUGACACAGUCCUGUAUAAAUUACUACAAGGAAAACCCCCUGAAUGAAAAUAAUGUAUUUCAGCUACCAGUCAGAACAACUUUUGUGAAGGAGUUCUACCAAAAUGCAAAUCCUCAAGUAUGGAGAGUGGAAAUCAGUAGUGGGCAAGGAGAGAAAAAAGUGAAAACAAUAUGGCAACUGAGCACCACAGUGCCAGCUGAACACAUGAACUCAAGCAGUGUAGGUCUUCUGGAUGAUACUGAAGAUGGUGGCAGUAAAGAAAUGUGUUUUAUUACCUUCACCGAGUGCUCUCAGGUGUACUUUACAUAAAAUAUUGGCAGUAUUUCCUGUUCUUCCCAUAAGAGCCUAGGGCAUCUAACAAUAGCCAAAUAUAAAAUCUACAUAAGACAGUUAUUAAAACCAAUAUAAUAGUAAAAAUGCAGUUGAGCAGAUAGCAGGAGGAAGAUCUAUUUUGCAUGCAGAAAGUUUUGAGAGAGAUUACUGCCAAUCAGUAUAGAUAAUACUGAGCUGGACGGACCAAUAAUCUGACCCCAGAACCAGGCAGCUUUCUGUGUUCUUGAAAUUUAGUAGUCGCAGGCCUCUUGACACUGAAAUUGUGCUUAUGUCUAGUAGCCGCCAAUAGAUCCAUUGAAGAUUCGUAGAUAGUACUGAGAUAGUAUGUUCUGACUCUAUAUAAGACAACUUCCUUAUGUUUAGGGAAGCUUUUAAUGCCUGAUGUUUUAAUGUAUUUUUAAUCUUUUAUUGGAAGCCCCCUACCAGAGUGGCUGGGGAAACCCAGCCAGAUGGGCGGGGUAGAAAUAAUAAAUAAAUGAUGGUGAUGAUGUUCCUGAUAAGUGGA
This is a messenger RNA of Podarcis raffonei (Aeolian wall lizard), 2505 nucleotides long. It is a transcript of the gene ZWILCH, whose product is annotated as zwilch kinetochore protein. The record is from RefSeq and is a predicted model, not a curated record. Bases 189 to 1976 code for a protein of 595 amino acids. Gene Ontology annotation, cellular component: RZZ complex. NCBI's taxonomy places the organism in Eukaryota, Metazoa, Chordata, Lepidosauria, Squamata, Lacertidae. Gene Ontology annotation, biological process: mitotic spindle assembly checkpoint signaling; protein localization to kinetochore. The transcript has 18 exons.